AUGAGGCCGACCUUGAACCAUCGAGCCAUGCCGCUCAUGAUACUCAUCUGGUGUACCUUGACCCCUUUGUGCCUGGCUUCUUCUUUCAACGUCACCACAACCAGCAGCGACUUGAAGCGUCGCCAAUGUGUUUUCGAUGCCGCCUCAAGUUCGUGGAACUGCGACUUCCUUCUUCCGACCUUCGAGCAGCUCAUCACCCGAUUCCAAGACGUUAGUGAUGGAGGAGGAGCAACACCUGACAACAUUGCCUGGUUUUACACAAACUUUGAUGGUGGUAAUCCAGAUUACAACUUUGAUCAACUUUUUGCUUGGAUCAAAGCGUGGUUCGAAGCCAAGGGACUUGGAUCGUACUACAUCUAUGAUGGUGUCAACCCGGCAUGGAGAAAAUAUCAGGAAACCUUCAUCGCUGACCAUGCGAACGAGAUCGCCGAGCACAACGAAGACGAUUAUCCCGGUUGGGAUACGCCUUACGCGACUUUUUGGUGGUGCUUCUUCGAAAGUGCAGCCUCGGCGGCACGGGCUCCUGAUGCUAUCAUUUUCACACCAAAUGUCCCUUGGAGAUCUGACAAAACUGGGCUCUGAUUGAGAUGCCGGCGCUCACAAGAAACCCGAACAUUCAGAAAAUAUGGCGGGUUGACCCUCGACCGGGAGCGGAUGGAUGUGGCGAGGAACAGUUGGUUUGGGACAGGAGUCGCGGAGAUUUCAUGUUGGCCAGUACUUGGCGAUGUCCAGUAUGAUUGUAUGAGGCCAAGAAGUCAACGAAAGAAGAGACAGAGAUACUUUCCAGCUGCAAAGCUGCAGGAUUCCUCAAUGCCAGUCCUGCGUCGUAGUUGUGGGCAGGGUGGGAUGCAUCGCUCCAGCAGUAGAUGUGGAUAGACUUGAUUACAGCGAUCAAAGCUUGCUGUUUCAACAAUUUUCGGCCUAGCACAAUAUGCCGCGAAAGGCUUGAAGUCCACUUGCCAUAGAUUCGUUGAUCAGAAGCCAGUU
Exophiala viscosa is the source of this 987-nucleotide messenger RNA. RefSeq lists its product as uncharacterized. NCBI's taxonomy places the organism in Eukaryota, Fungi, Ascomycota, Eurotiomycetes, Chaetothyriales, Herpotrichiellaceae. The record is from RefSeq and is a predicted model, not a curated record. The transcript has 2 exons. The coding region runs from base 1 to 582 and encodes 193 amino acids.